Molecule: messenger RNA, 1866 nt
Organism: Aspergillus lentulus
Lineage: Eukaryota; Fungi; Ascomycota; Eurotiomycetes; Eurotiales; Aspergillaceae
Source: RefSeq, a predicted model, not a curated record
AUGGACUCUCCUAUUCUGUCCAGUCCUACGAAAAUACUUCAUCCACUCUCGCCUGAGCGGAUGAAUCAACAGCAGACCAUUCCUAGCUCACCAUCACGACAAUCGGAUAUUCUGGAUAUACAGCAACGAAAGAAGACAAGAGGGAUGUCCGACGUUCAGGCAAGAGUAGCGUACUUGAACAAUCUGUCUCGUGGAAACAGCCCGGCAAAUACACCACAGCCAUCAACAUCAUCUGGUACUUCGGCAGCGCUACAGAGAGCACUACUCGGACGCGAAGAGGCGGAAUCGGCUCUAGCCAGUGUCUCCGCUCAGCUUUCCGAGGCACAAUCACGAGAACGUCGCAUAAGCGAGCGACUCGAAUCAUUGCUAGAAGAACUUCAAGCAGCCAAAGAACGACAGGCGCAUGAACGAUCAGUCUUUGAAAAAGAGAUUAGGAAGGCAAGAAAGGAGGCUUUUCGCGCGGGUUCUGCUCUAGUAAAACUACAGGAGGAACUGAAACACGCACGGUCGGAAACCAGAGGGUUGAAGGAGGAAGUUCUCUGCGAGCGAGCGGCGAAGGAACAAGCGAAGCAAGAGGCAUUUGAGCGAGCAUACGCACUUGCUGGCUUGACUGAAGAGCUGGAAGUCCUCAAAGGACGCUUGCGCAAUGUUGAAGCCAAUCGUCGCUCCGACAGCCUUGAGGCCCGAGCAAAAGAAAUGGGUGACGAAAAUAUUGGAAGACUAUCGCUGGCAGAAGGAGAUCUCGCGUUCAUGCUCACCCCGGCACCUCGCAGGCCAAAACGGCCUGCUGAGGAUUCGACGCACUCACCGCUUGUGGAAUCUGCAGAUCAGACUACGGCGCAAGACACUCCUCCAAAGAGACUAAGACUUUCAGAUGUGACACCUCGGCAAGGUGAUCAAAAUACACUAUCCACAAACACUCAGCAAGAGAUAAUCGAUGACCUCGAAGAGUCGCUCAAGCAUGAGAGAAAAAUGAGACUCGAUGCCGAGGACAUGAUUGAGUUUCUGAGAAUGGAGUGCGAAUUCAAGCGAUGCUCCUGCAGGCUUGCAGAAGAAGAGGAACAGGCCCAUCAUGUCCAUGCACCAACCCGCGAAGAUGUCGUAGCCAAUGACGAGGUUCAAAACAUCAUUAAAGAAGACCGCCAUGACAUCCGUGGCCCUGAAGCCCAGCAUCAUUCACACUUUGACAACCCCUUGCAGGGGUCUGGGUCUACGCAGCAGGCAAGGCCCCAAGAACAACCAGAGGAACUCUUGAUAACUUUCUCGCCCGUGACGGGAACUUUCAAAUCUGUCCCGUCUCCAGUUCGAUCACCUCCUAAGCAACCCCAAGGCACAGCCAUAAGCGGGCUCGAAUCAUCGAUCUCUCACGGAAACCUGUCAGCGGAGCAGUUGCUCAUUAGUCCUUUCGAAGAAAGGCAUAUUAAUCGGCACGAGCCGUCCUUUGAGCCCAUGGUGCAAGUUAAAGAAGAAGACUCGGUCCAACCUUUCGCUCCAGGUCUUCAACCAUCCCCGGCUCGUAUCAGAGUCCCUUGGGAUUCUCCUUCACCACGGUACAGCAUUGAAGAUAAUCACAAUGCAUCUACAGAAUCAGACGGUGCGCUCGCUCCUCAUUCUGUUCCCCUGCCGGGAACCUCCAUCGAUAGAGAACAAGCUCUAGCGCAAAUUCGCGCACGAAGAGGAAAGACUAGUACAAUGAAAAGAUCUGUCAGUGCUAAUGAGGCUACCCUUCGCUCGGGAGGAGGGUGUGUCACACCGGGUCGGGGUGCGCAAAAAAUCCGUGGCGUUCAGAACUCGUCAGUGAGAACUGACGGGGAUAAGGCUGUACGACGAGAUCUAAGUGCUCCGGUCAGGAUGUUCCGCCGGUAA